Felis catus (domestic cat) is the source of this 949-nucleotide messenger RNA. RefSeq names its product 60S ribosomal protein L23a-like. The record is from RefSeq and is a predicted model, not a curated record. The transcript has 2 exons. NCBI's taxonomy places the organism in Eukaryota, Metazoa, Chordata, Mammalia, Carnivora, Felidae. Bases 1 to 528 code for a protein of 175 amino acids. Gene Ontology annotation, molecular function: structural constituent of ribosome. Gene Ontology annotation, biological process: translation; ribosomal large subunit assembly. Gene Ontology annotation, cellular component: ribosome; cytosolic large ribosomal subunit.
AUGAGAAAUGAUGAAUGUGCCAUGACCGUGAACAUUGCAGCUCCUUAUCAGAAUGUUGCAAAAUGGCAGCGAAGGCAGAAGCAAGCCCCUGCCCCUCCCAAAGCCGAAGCCAAAGCAAAGGCUUUGAAGGCCAAGAAAGCAGUGCUGAAAGUCGUCCACAGUCAUAAAAAAAAGAUCCGCAGGUCACCUACAUUCCGAGGGCCCAAGACACUGUGUCUCAGAAGGCAGCCCAAAUAUCCUCUAAAGAGCGCCCCCAGGAGAAACAACCUUGACCACUAUGCCAUCAUCAAAUUCCCCCUGACUACCGAGUCAGCCAUGAAGAAAAUAGAAGACAACAACACUCUUGUGUUCAUUGUGGAUGUCAAGGCCAACAAGCACCAGAUCAAACAGGCUGUGAAGAAGCUCUAUGACACUGACGUGGCCAAGGUCUACACUCUGAUCAGGCCUGAUGGAGAAAAGAAAGCAUAUGUUCAAAUGGCUCCUGACUAUGAUGCUUUGGAUGUUGCCAACAAAAUUGGGAUCAUCUAAACUGAGUCCAGCUGGCUAAAUCUAAAUAUAAAUUUUUUCAACAUAAAAAAAAAAAAAAGAGUAGAGAGUUAAAAGGCCCAAGAAAACACUUCAGCAUUUAUGUCAUGUAGGAUAUAAAUGUAGGCGCAUGCCCAAAAGGCUCUGGCGUCCUUAGGUAAAUGGCUUGACAGUAUUCAUUUGUUCAGCAUUAUUAGGCUGUUAGUCCUGAAGAAAAAAUAAAAGAAACACAACCACCUUGAGAAAAGAAUUCAAAAAGAGAGGACUCCACGUGAUAAUAAUCUACUAUCAGCAAACUUCAGGGGUUAAAAAUCAACAUACUGAAUGUAAUGAAGUUCAUGUGUUAGAAUUUCAACACUGUCAUCAACAAUGACAAACAAAUGGCAAAUGUAUAAUCACUACAGAGAAGAAAACUUCUCACUGA